Chlorocebus sabaeus (green monkey) is the source of this 4554-nucleotide messenger RNA. It is a transcript of the gene PNPLA4, whose product is annotated as patatin like domain 4, phospholipase and triacylglycerol lipase. The record is from RefSeq and is a predicted model, not a curated record. Gene Ontology annotation, cellular component: lipid droplet; cytoplasm; membrane. NCBI's taxonomy places the organism in Eukaryota, Metazoa, Chordata, Mammalia, Primates, Cercopithecidae. Gene Ontology annotation, biological process: triglyceride catabolic process; lipid homeostasis. Gene Ontology annotation, molecular function: retinyl-palmitate esterase activity; triacylglycerol lipase activity.
AGGCGGUACCAACCCCUGCCGCAGGACUUUCUUGGGCGGGCUUGCGUAGAGCGUAGCUUUACCUUGACGGCGGAAGGGCGUUGAAUGACGGUCGGGCCCCGCCAUCUGCUUAAAGGGACUCGUUCGACACGGAAGUGUCCCGGGGCUGCAUUGUGCUGCAGCUAGAAUGAAGCACAUCAACCUGUCAUUUGCAGCGUGUGGAUUUCUGGGCAUUUACCACUUGGGGGCAGCAUCUGCACUUUGCAGACAUGGCAAAAAACUUCUGAAGGAUGUCAAAGCUUUCGCUGGGGCGUCUGCGGGAUCCUUGGUUGCUUCUGUUCUGCUAACAGCACCAGAAAAAAUAGAGGAAUGUAACCAAUUUACCUACAAGUUUGCCGAAGAAAUCAGAAGACAGUCUUUUGGGGCAGUAACACCUGGUUAUGACAUCAUGGCCCAACUAAGAAGUGGAAUGGAGUCGAUUCUUCCUCCCAACGCUCACGAGCUGGCCCAGAACCGACUGCACGUAUCCAUCACCAACACCAGAACCAGAGAAAAUCACUUAGUCUCCACUUUUUCCUCCAGGGAGGACCUCAUUAAGGUCCUCCUAGCCAGCAGUUUUGUGCCCAUUUAUGCAGGACUGAAGCCAGUGGAAUACAAAGGGCAGAAGUGGGUGGACGGAGGCCUCACCAACGCUCUUCCCAUCCUGCCCGUCGGCCGGACUGUGACCAUCUCCCCCUUCAGUGGACGACUGGACAUCUCCCCGCAGGACAAAGGGCAGCUGGAUCUGUAUGUUAAUAUCGCCAAGCAGGAUAUCAUGUGAGAUGUGCCGGUGUCUGUUGCUAGCCAAGACAGGGACUUCACUAUGACCCCCUCACCCACCACUCACCUGGACACCCACCACUCACAAGAGGACCCCGUGGAGGAAAGGCUCAGGAUGACACGCGUUCAAAUCCUGAAGUUACUCCAGGAAGAAGGUAAAAUGGUCGAAGGAGUGAUCACUGGGCUUAUCGACACUGCGGACACAUCACCCCCAAAACUUGGUUCCUGGCAAGGUCAUGGAACUAGGCAAUUUAGCUCUACUGAUCAACCUCAGUCAGAACUAUUUCUUGACAAUUUCAAAUCCAAGGGGGUUACUCGUGCCAGUCACUCCCAGUGAGGGAAAAGAUCUGUUCUACUUUGCCAUUUCUGGUGGCUCCUUCUACUGGCUGAACAGAAUCCUGGUAAUGGAUGAUCUUAUUGUACUUGUCAAGGGAAGAUGGAUUCGCUGCCAUGUGAUGGGGAUAGGGAAGAAUGUGCGUGAAAUUGGGGUAACCCCUGUGGUUAUCCAGCCUACAACCAGCACUAGUGAAAUCGUUAGUGGGAAACCACUACAACCUUAUAUGGCAGAGGCAAGGGCACAUGUCCCUGAGGACCUAAGGUUUGGGUCAUGCCACUGGAAAAUGGAUUCUGAUCACCUGACCCGUGCCUGAAAAGGAAGCCACUAUGGAACAGAGAAUGAUUGAGGAAAGUCAAUGUCACCUUAGAAACAGUGGCAACCACAGUGACCUAGGAUGGCCAACUUGAUGCCAAAUAGCUGAGUUUUAGAAGCCCGUUCUCCUACCAGCUGCCAAUAAUAGGAACUGUUGAUAUCAUAUCCUCCCAGUACCUGCUCUGUGUGACUUCACACAGCCAGGGUCUAUUACUUGCUGCUAAAGGACCCCACUUAGAGUCGAUAUACACUUGACCCUUGAACAAAACGAGUUUGAACUAUGAGGGUCCUUGUGGAUUUUUUCAGUAAAAAUUACACCAAGUGUGCCUGCCUCCCCUUCCACUUCCUCUACAUCUUCUGCCUCUGCCACCCCUGAGACAAGACCAACCCCUCCUCUUCCUCCACCUCCUCAGCCCAGUCGAUGUGAAGAUGAGGCCAAAACCCUUAUGAUGAUCCACUUUCACUAAGUAAACAGUGCAUAUAUUUUAUCUUCCUUGUGAUUUUCUUAAUAUUUUCUUUUCUCUAGCUUACUUGAUUGUGAGAAUACAGUGUAUCAUUCAUAUAACAUACAAGGCAUGUCUUAAUUGACUGUUUAUGUUAUUAGUAAAGCUUCCAGUCAAUAAUAGGCUCUUAGUAGUUACAUUUUGGGAGAGUCAAAAGUUAUAUGUGAAGUUUUGACCACAGGAGUGGUGGAUGGGGAAGUCAGCACCCCAACCCCCAUAUUGUUCAAAGAUGAACUGUACAUAAAUAACUGCCCAACAACUGGUGAAAAAGCAGAUGAGGACUUAACAAUUAUUUCUUUAUUACUUUCUUAUGUUAAAAAAACCCUGUGUAGGACAGUACAGUUGUGCUUGUUUUAGGGUACCUAGGUCUUUCCUCCUAAAGUAAGCAUUAAAAGGAAACAUAAAGGGGCUUUGAUUAGGUUGUCAUUUACAGAUACGCAGCUUUGACAUGUGUCUUUAAAACAGGAGAGGUUGUCAUCUGUCUCCCAACUAGGAACCUGGUGCUUAACUAGAACUUAUGUGUGGGGUAAAAGAGUAGGAGUGUUCGCCUUCAAAUACAUCCUUAACGCUCAGAAACUGAGAGGAGGAGCUGAAGGAGAUCAAAUGGCUUAUCACAUUAUCUUUCCUUACAUUUCACCAUGAAGUUGUUUUUAGCUGACAGUCUUUGUAAAAUCCUCCUCACACACUAAGAACUAAAUACAUUUUGGUUGCACGUUAUAGCCACCUAUGUAUUCUAAUGUUUGGUACAACAUUUCCUUCAAUGACUUUCAAUCUUUCUUGAAUAUGACCUGUUUUAUUUUUAGUAGAGGCAGGGUUUCACCAUGUUGGCCGGGCUGGUCUCAAACUCCUAACCUCAAGUGAUCUGCCCACCUUGGCCUCCCAAAGUGCUGGGAUUACAGGCGUGAGCCACCGCGCCUGGCCUGACCUGUUUUAUAAGGUAAUCCAAUAAAUACAUGCACAUAUUUUACACAUAUAUUUCCAUAUGCGUAUAGGUAUACAUAUGCAAAUAUAAAUAUGUAAAUACAUACUCAUAAAUAAAAAUAAUUUUUAUGAAACACUUUUAUUAUGUGUAAUGUUUUUUGAGGUUUUAAUUCCAUUUUUAUUUGUAAAAAUUGUAAUGCUACACUUAAAUAAUUUCACAAUCACUAAUGGAUAACAGUCUGCAGUUUGAAAACAUUCUAAUGCAAACUUAGAACAACACAGACACUGAAAUUCUCAACUUGUGUUUAAAAGAUUUUUCAAAAAAUAUGACAUCCAAAAAUAAUUAGUACGUUAUUUUAAAUAAUUUCCUUUUCUUUCUCCUAAGUCUUAGAUAUGUUUUAUUUAAAUUUAUGGCUACAGAAUAUCUCAUAGAAAUUAUUUCUACUCAAAAGCACGAUUGUUUUCUAUGAGUGCUAUGGAUAAAAAUUCCUUAGUUUAUGUAUUUCAUCUAUAUAAAGCUACUUAAAUGGUGAUAGUCAUUCCAUGAUGAAAUUCGUUAAUCAAUUAGUUAUAUAAACCAAAAAGUAUUCUUAUUUUUUAGCCACAUUGUGGACAAUAAGAUAAAGUAAAUAUACCUGUAAGUGUGCAAAUACUUUAUAUCUAACAUAGGUCAUUGUCACCUUGCAACAAUAAACAUAAAAUCAGUUGGCUAGGUUGUCCUUGAACAAUUUAGUACACCAGGCUACUAGCAUGAAAAAGUGCAAUUGAUUUCAUUUUCAUUUGUUGUUAUUUUAUAUAACAACAGUAUACACUAUAUUAUAUUUUUGUGUUUUACAAUACCUUCACUAUCUCUGUCAGUGAAAUAUAAUUAACUUACUGUUAAAAAAAGAAUGUAUAUGGAGUUAGAAUAUGCAAUCAACAUUGUAAAAUACUUUGCAUAAAGAUCUUUCUUCAAUUCAUGUUCCAUAUUGAUCUAUCACAUUUGCUUAGUGGCUACAAUUUACUCGUUAGCCUCCAUGUCAUCUUAAAUGGUGUAAUUAAAUUAUUGACUAUAACUGGGAAGAUUGAGAGGGUACCAAUGUAGUUUUAAUGUACAUUUCAAAAUAUCAGUGAUUUGCAAAGUAUUUCUAUGUAUUAGAAGGGUCAGAAAGAAGGUAUUUAAUCAUUGCUUUCUGGUCUAUUCCAUACAUAUUUAUUGAGAAUUUACUAUGUGCCAGGAUUUGUGUUACAUACUUGAUAUGUAGAUGUGAACAAAUAAGGCAGGUUCCUGACUUAAGGGAAUAUUUGUUGUACUGGGCGAGAAAGCACUAACAAGUAAAUGAGUCAAUAAGCAAGGUUAAAAAUGGGGAUUUUAUUAAAUUACAAAAUUAAGUAGAAUAAAAUAGUCUAUGGUGCUAUAGACUAAUGGGGAAGAUGGCCUCACAAAAAGCAUAGCAGGAUCAGUGCCAUCCUCACUCCCAGUGGUAUCCUUGCGUUAAUUCAAAAAAUGACUUUAUUUCCUCAAGAGGUUUAUUGCCAUUUGCUGGGAAGUUAUUGUAUUUUUACUAUUGUAAUGCACAUCUUCAAUGACUUUGAUAUGGAUGAUGCCUGCUCAAUCAUAAUCAGCUGCCUUUUUUCUUGUUUUUUGUUUUAAGUUUUAGAAAUAGAAUCUUGCUCUAUCACUGAGGCUGGAGUGCAGUGACA